CUCCAAAAUUUCAAGUGUGUUUAAUUAAAUUUUUCUUUUAAUUAUUGUACUUUUUAUAUGGCACAAUGCCCAUGAGAGAACGGAUACGGAACUUGUUCAGAAGGAACAAGCGAAAGCGGGCUGCAUCGGAUUACCUGGAACCCCACGAUGAAGGUGGUGGCAAUGUCCAGGACAACCGGAGUGCAGAAGAAGAUAAGGAGGAGAACAAGGUGGAGAUGCUGCCGCCACCACCGAUGGAGGGUGAGAUGCCCAGCUAUUUCCACGUUGGUCUGCUGGCCAAGAUGUGCCUCAUCCACGGCUACACCAUUGGCCGCUGGAAGCUGCAGUGCACCUCGAAAACCGAAAAGGAUUUCUAUUUGAGCAGCUUCGGCGAGGGUUAUCCAACAUGGAACACUGUCUACGGCGGACUGGAGGCGUACAAGGAGAGUGGAAACUUUCAUGCAUCCCUCGCCUGGUUGUCGGAUGGAGACUUGCUAUCGGAUCUUGGAGUGCAUGGUGAUGGGCUGGGCGGCACAUGGUCCACUGUAUUGAAGUCUAUGGUCAGCUACCCUGAAGGACGCAAGUUUCAAUGCAAGCUGAAGUGUGGAUUCGAUCGCAAUCCUGGCAAAGUGGAAAUGUAUAUUCCCAUCUAUAAGGAACCCUUAUUGAUGGGCUACAUUAUGAUGCAGCCUGUCAAGAAUUACCUCUUGGGCUACCGCACGGUGUUCAAUGUGGAGGAUAGGGACUUCAAUAUGCAUGCUUUUUGCGGAGGAUAUAGUAACGAUGUCACAGAAGUCGGACUGAAAUUUGAGAAUUUCAAGGCGCUGCGAGGAUCAAUAUUCCAGCGCAUUGGUGAAAAGUGGGCAGUGGCUUUGAAGGCCAACCUGUAUGGAAACGUGAGUGCCAAGAGUGUCUCCAUUGGAGGUCAGUACGAGUGGGAACCUGGAAGCAUGCUGAAGGCCAAAGUGCGUGGAGAUUCCCGCAUCGGGCUUAUCUUUCAGAAAAAACUUCGCGAAGACAUCGAAGUUCUGUUCCACGUUGGCUUCGAAGGAAGUGAUCCCAUCAAUGGGAAGCACAAGUUCGGCUCAUCAUGGUACUUCAAUAUGUAGGAUGGCUAGCAAACAUACGUUUGUAUUCAUUUCUAUGUCAUGAUGGGGAGAAACUGAAAAACAAAUCAGAAGUUUAUGUUUCCGGUGUCAGAUCGUUUAAUCAAAAUUUUAAAUUUAUACCUAUUUAUUUUUGCUAUUUUUUUAAAGUAUUUUCAAAAUGACAAAUAUGAAGCAACGGCUGCGCAACUUGUUUCGCCGGAACAAAAUGCGCGCACGGCCCACUACAGUGGCCAGUGAUGCGAAUAAGGAGCAGCCGGAGCCACCUAAGCAGGAGCCAAGCAAACAGAAGAAAACUAAGCAGGAUGCCUCCAAGCAGGAGCCACCUAAGCAGGAAGAGCCCGAAAAGCCACCCAAGGAAGUCGAAGUGGAGAUAAUACCCUCGCCAACGUCAGAGGGCGAAAUGCCCACCUACUUCCAUGUGGGCGCCUUGGCGAAGGAUUGCCUCAUCAAUGGCUUCAAGAUCGGCGCAUGGCAGAUGCACUGCAGCACGCGAACCGAUAAUGACUUCUAUCUGAACACCUUCGGCGAGGGCUAUCCCACCAUGAAGAACGUAUUUGGCGGCAUGGAGGUGUUCAAGGAAGUGGGCAACUACAGCACGUCCCUCGGCUGGUUCACCAACAAUGAUCUUCUCUCGGAGAUCGCUGUGCGCGGCAUGAACUUUGGCAGUCGAUUGUAUGGACUGCUCAAGUCAACAAUUGGCACAAAAGACGAAGUGAGCUUUCAAACGAAGCUGAAGUGCGGGUUGGAGCGCGAUCCCGUGAAGGUGGAACUGGUGGUGCCUCUGUACAACGAACCCCUAUUUCUGGGCUAUGUCCUGGUGGCGCCUGUAGAGAAUUGGGUGCUGGGAUAUCGAACGGAGUACAACUUUGACGAAAAGGGAUUCGAUAAGCACGCCCUGUGCCUGGGCUACAAUAAUGGGAGGACCGAAGUGGGUCUAAAACUCGAGAAUUUCGAGGAUCUUCGAGGCUCGAUCUUCCAAAGGAUCGGCGAAGCCUGGGCCUUUGCCAUCAAGACGAAUCUCUACAGUUCGGAAAAUGUGAAACAGUUUGCCAUUGGGGUUCAGUACGACUUCCAGAAUGGCACCAUGGUGAAGGCCAAGCUGCGGGAGGACUCCAGAAUGGGGUUCGUCUACCAAUCAAAGAUUGGGGAGAACAUCGAUGUUGGCUAUCACUUGGCCUUCGAUGGAGUAGAUCCCAUUGGUGGAGCCCAUAGGAUUGGCGUUUCCUGGGGUUUUCACUGUUGAAAAGAAUGGUUUACUAUGUACUAUGAUUUUACUAUACAUGAUUAAUAUAAAUAAAUAAUUUGUAUAC
Messenger RNA from Drosophila melanogaster (fruit fly), 2398 nucleotides. RefSeq lists its product as uncharacterized. The coding region runs from base 1246 to 2331 and encodes 361 amino acids. The record is from RefSeq and is marked reviewed. Gene Ontology annotation, molecular function: voltage-gated monoatomic anion channel activity. The transcript has 5 exons. Gene Ontology annotation, cellular component: mitochondrial outer membrane. Lineage: Eukaryota; Metazoa; Arthropoda; Insecta; Diptera; Drosophilidae. Gene Ontology annotation, biological process: monoatomic anion transmembrane transport; transmembrane transport.